This is a messenger RNA of Balaenoptera musculus (blue whale), 1002 nucleotides long. RefSeq names its product DMRT like family B with proline rich C-terminal 1 (gene DMRTB1). NCBI's taxonomy places the organism in Eukaryota, Metazoa, Chordata, Mammalia, Artiodactyla, Balaenopteridae. Gene Ontology annotation, cellular component: nucleus. The coding region runs from base 1 to 1002 and encodes 333 amino acids. Gene Ontology annotation, biological process: germ cell development; regulation of transcription by RNA polymerase II; sex differentiation. Gene Ontology annotation, molecular function: RNA polymerase II cis-regulatory region sequence-specific DNA binding; DNA-binding transcription factor activity, RNA polymerase II-specific. The transcript is spliced from 4 exons. The record is from RefSeq and is a predicted model, not a curated record.
AUGCAGGCAGACCUUGCCAAGCUGGCCGACAAGAUGCUGCGUGCCCCCAGGUGCUGCCGGUGCCGGAACCAUGGCUUCCUGGUGCCCCUCAAGGGCCACGCGGGCAAGUGCCGCUGGAAGCAGUGCACCUGCGAGAAGUGCUACCUGAUCACCCAGCGCCAGAAGAUCAUGGCCGCGCAGCAGGUGCUCACGAACCAGGCCUCCGAGGAGGAGCAGGAGGUGGCCCUGUGCGUGCAGGGGCCCCAGCUGGCCUCCGGGGCCGCGGCCGCGGCCGCUGUCCUGGGCUCAAGCUUCCGCACGCUGCCUCUCCCUGCCGCUUCGGGAGUCGUGCACCCGGGCCCCGAGGGCCGCGCGGCCGCCUUCUUCCCCGAGAGACGCCCGCGGGGCCCGAGCCCCGGCCCGGGUGCCUUCCAGCCAGUUCUGGGCGGCCGCGGCCACGUGGGGCCGAGAGAACGAGCCGCCGCGGCCAUGCCCAGUUCUCUGAGGCCCCAGCUCGGGGCGGAGGCCGCAGGCCGGGGUUGCCCCGGACGCCUGGAGCUGCGCAGGCCGCUUCGGCCGGCGCUCAGCCCGCCGUUCGCCAACUUUGGGCCCCCUCUGAGCGUCAACUCAGAUCAUGUGGUGGGGUCUGAGUACCUGGAAAGAGAGCCUUCCAAGCGGUACCGCAGCUGCUCCAGCAUGCAGCCCUACCACCCGUUCCUGCUGGGCUACCAGGAUGCAUCCCUUACCCCAGGGGUCCCCCUGCAGCAGGACUUCCGGCACGUGUCCUGCAGCCACUACCAUGGAGCAGGCUUGGUGGUGGAGCCAGUGGAAGACCUCCAGCCCGGCUACUACCUGCCGCCGCCGCCGCCCCAGUUCCCCCCGCGGUACCUCUCCGUGCUCCACUGCCUGCCCCCGCCGCCGUCCUUCUCGCUGUCCAUCGUGUCUGACGUGGACACUGAUGACCAGUAUGCAGAGGGGCCGUGUGAGCCCAGCCAGCCUUCGUCCCAGGAGCAGUCCGACUAG